GAAAAAGGCAGAGGAGGAUGCCCCCCAGAUGUAAAUAAAAGCUUUAUGCCUCAUUGGCCAACACCACCAAAUUAACUAUAACCCACUGGUCCCAUCUUGUUUCCAAAAGCAACCCAAUAAUAUUCUCACAUCAACUAAUCACUAUACGCCAUUUUCUCCUUUUGCAUAACCUUUCUCUAGUCCCCAUGCACCACUCUCCUAACAUUACAAAUUUCAUGGCUUGAGAUAUACACUGGUGUCACCCACCCUUACCUGCCAUUGGGGUCUCUCCGAUAGUCCCCUCUUUCUUCUCUGCUCCGAGUUCCAAUGGAGAUUUUCAGGAGCUUCUGUGUGAGUGUUUUGGGAGCUCUGCUGGUUAUUGAAGCUGUUUUGGCUGCUGAUCUUUUCUCUGAUGCGCUUCUUAGCCUGAAGUCCGAGUUUGUUGAUGAUUCUAACAGCUUGGCUGAUUGGUUUGUGCCUCCUGGAGUAGAGGAGUAUAACAAGGUCUAUGCUUGUUCUUGGUCCGGAGUCACAUGUAACAAGAACUCCUCUCUGGUCAUUGGUCUGGACCUGUCUUCCAAGAACCUUGGUGGAAUAAUUUCUGGGAAGCAAUUCAGUGUCUUUACUGAGCUGGUUGAUCUCAACCUCAGCUACAAUUCUUUCUCUGAGCAGCUCCCUGUGGAAAUCUUCAAUCUCACCAAUCUGAGAAGCUUGGAUAUCAGCAGAAACAAUUUUUCAGGUCACUUUCCUGGUGGAGUUUCCAGGCUUGAGCACCUUGUUGUGCUUGACGCCUUCAGCAACAGCUUUUCGGGCCCACUGCCAACUGAAGUUUCUCAGCUUGAAUACCUAAAAGUUCUCAAUUUAGCUGGGAGUUAUUUCAAGGGACCAAUCCCAUCAGAAUAUGGUUCUUUCAAGAGCCUUGAGUUCAUUCAUCUGGCAGGAAACCUUCUCAGUGGGAGCAUACCGCCAGAACUGGGUAAACUGAGUACAGUGACCCAUAUGGAGAUUGGCUACAAUUCUUACCAGGGAAGUAUUCCAUGGCAAUUGGGUAACAUGACUGAGAUUCAGUAUCUUGAUAUUGCUGGGGCUGAUCUCUCAGGCUCAAUACCCAAGCAACUCAGCAAUCUUACUAAGCUUCAAUCACUUUUUCUCUUCAGAAACCAGCUCACUGGAUUGAUUCCAUCGGAGUUUAGCAGAAUCGUGACGCUGACAGACUUGGAUCUUUCUGAUAACCAGCUUUCUGGGUCUAUUCCAGAGAGCUUUUCAGAGCUGAAGAAUCUUAGACUGCUCAGUCUAAUGUACAAUGACAUGAGUGGCACUGUCCCUGAAAGCAUUGCGGAACUCCCAUUACUGGAUACCCUUCUCAUAUGGAACAAUUUCUUCUCUGGGUCACUUCCACAGAGCCUGGGCACGAAUUCGAAACUCAAGUGGGUGGAUGUUUCUACAAACAAUUUCAAUGGUCCCAUUCCUCCAGAGAUCUGCACAGGGGGAGUGCUUUUCAAGUUGAUUCUGUUUUCAAAUAAUUUUACGGGCAGUCUUUCUCCAUCUCUCUCCAAUUGCUCUUCUCUUGUUCGUAUCCGACUUGAAAAUAAUUCCUUCUCAGGUGAGAUCCCUUUAAGAUUCAGCCAUCUUCCUGAAAUCACAUAUGUCGACCUGUCUAGAAAUGGAUUUACUGGUGGAAUUCCCACAGACAUAUCCCAAGCUUCCAAUCUUCAGUACUUUAAUGUCUCUAAAAAUUCAGAGCUAGGAGGGAUGCUCCCUGCAAAAAUUUGGUCUCUGCCGCUUCUUCAGAACUUCUCAGCGAGCUCUUGUAAAAUCUCUGGUCAUAUUCCUGCUUUCCAAGUCUGCAAAUCCAUUACAGUAAUUGAAGUGAGCAUGAACAACUUGUCAGGAAUUAUCCCAGAAAGUAUUUCCAGUUGUCAGGCCCUUGAGAUGGUGAAUUUAGCCAACAAUAAUUUAACAGGUCAUAUACCUGAGCAGCUUGCAAGUCUUCAUGAACUUGCUGUGGUAGACCUAUCCCACAAUAAUUUGACUGGUCCCAUACCCGAAAAGCUCAGCAAUUUAUCCAGCUUACUACUUAUCAACGUGUCAUUCAACGAUAUCUCUGGUUCAAUUCCUUCAGAAAAGAUUUUCAGAGUGAUGGGUAGCAGUGCUUUUGUUGGAAAUUCAAAGCUAUGUGGAGAACCUUUGAAACCAUGUGCUGAUUCUGAGGGAAUUCAGCAUGGAUUCAAACUGGGGAGCAAAAGCAAAGACAAGCUUAAAUGGGUUCUUCUACUCUGUGCAGGGGUGCUUUUAUUUAUCUUGGUUUCAGUUCUGGGAAUAUUUUAUUUCAGGAGAGGAAGCAAAGGACGAUGGGAAAUGGUUUCUUUUAGCGGGCUUCCUCGAUUCACAGCAAAUGAUGUUUUGAGGAGUUUUAGUUCUACAGAAUCCAUGGAGACAACACCACCAUUAUCCUCUUCAGUUUGCAAAGCAGUUCUGCCCACAGGAAUAACAGUUUCAGUGAAGAAGAUUGAAUGGGAAGCAAAGAGAAUGAAGGUUAUGUCAGAAUUCAUAACCCGAAUAGGCAAUGCAAGGCACAAGAAUCUGAUUAGACUGCUGGGUUUCUGCUAUAACAAGCAUGUGGCAUAUCUCUUAUAUGAUUACUUGCCUAAUGGAAAUCUUGCUGAGAAGAUCAGAAUGAAAAGGGAUUGGGCAGCCAAGUACAAAAUUGUAAUUGGAAUUGCUAGGGGACUUCACUAUCUUCAUCAUGAAUGCUACCCUGCAAUACCCCAUGGUGAUUUGAAGUCGAGUGACAUAUUGUUUGAUGAAAAUAUGGAACCCCAUCUGGCAGAAUUUGGAUUCAAACUUCUGGCAGAAUUGAACAAAGCUUCACUUCCAUCAACCAUUUCUAGGACAGAAACAGGUGAAUUCAAUCCUGCAAUAAAAGAGGAGCUCUACACCGACAUUUACAGCUUUGGAGAGGUGAUUAUGGAAAUUAUAACAAAUGGUAGGCUAACAAAUGCAGGAGGAAGCAUACAGAGCAAGCCAAGGGAGGCUCUUUUAAGAGAGAUUUACAAUGAAAAUGAAGUGGGGUCUGCAGAUUCCAUGCAGGAGGAGAUAAAAUUGGUUUUUGAAGUUGCUUUGUUGUGCACUAGAAGUAGACCAUCUGACAGACCUUCCAUGGAAGAUGUAUUAAAUCUUUUAUCGGGUUUGAAGUCACAAAGAUUUGUCGGGUUUGAAGUCACAAAGAAACAGGAGAACUUUUGAAAGGAGAAGUGCUAGGCAUUUGCACAACACCAGGUAUAUGAAAGAACCAUCAACAGAUAUAAAAAGUAGUUAAUUAGCUGAUAGGAGUGCUGUUUGUUUUUUUAUCUUUGUUGAUAGCUUGUGCUUAUCAUAAUCCCCAUAACUAUUUUGCUGUUAAAUAGUAACAUAUAAGUUUGUGUAUUCUUAAAGCAUCAUAUUAAAGAAAAAGGUUUAACUAUUGUAUUUGCC
Messenger RNA from Vitis riparia (riverbank grape), 3453 nucleotides. RefSeq names its product leucine-rich repeat receptor-like protein kinase TDR. The record is from RefSeq and is a predicted model, not a curated record. Gene Ontology annotation, biological process: hormone-mediated signaling pathway; protein phosphorylation. Gene Ontology annotation, cellular component: plasma membrane. Bases 307 to 3225 code for a protein of 972 amino acids. The transcript is spliced from 2 exons. NCBI's taxonomy places the organism in Eukaryota, Viridiplantae, Streptophyta, Magnoliopsida, Vitales, Vitaceae. Gene Ontology annotation, molecular function: protein kinase activity; ATP binding; protein binding.